Molecule: messenger RNA, 1402 nt
Organism: Saprolegnia parasitica CBS 223.65
Lineage: Eukaryota; Oomycota; Saprolegniomycetes; Saprolegniales; Saprolegniaceae
Exons: 4
Coding region: 17-1402 (461 amino acids)
Molecular function (GO): RNA helicase activity; nucleic acid binding; ATP binding
Source: RefSeq, a predicted model, not a curated record
AAUUCGGGUCAAGAUCAUGCUCGCCCGCCGCAUCCUUGCGUCGCCGCUGCGCCGACCAAUCGCGCUGCUUCGCCAUGCGUCCUCGUUCCAGUCGCUUGGUCUUAGUCCCGAGCUUGUCGACGCGCUCGAUGCCAAGUCGAUUGCUUCGCCGACCGACAUCCAAGCCAAGACGAUCAAGGCCGCGCUGGACGGCGCCAAUGUGAUCUGCACGGAUGCCACGGGCAGUGGCAAGACGCUGGCGUACCUCCUUCCCGUCAUUGAAAAGCUGCGUCGGUCCGAGCGUGCGGCCGCCAAGAAGAGUGACGUACCGCUGACGCGCGAGGUGAGUCGCCCCAAGGCGAUCGUGCUCGUGCCCAGCCGCGAACUCGGUCUUCAAGUCGGCGCCGUCGCGCGGGACCUUGCGCACUACGCCAAGUUCUCGUCUUGCGUCAUCACUGGUGGCAGCGCGCACAAGCCGCAAAAGAACGCGCUCGCCCGACCGGUCGACGUCCUCGUCGCGACGCCUGGCCGGCUCGCCAUGUUCCUCAAGAGCGGCCAUGUCUUCGUGUCGCGCGUCGAGUACGUCAUUAUCGACGAAGCCGACACGCUUCUGGACAAGAAGAUGGGGUUCCGUGGCAUCAUGGACGAGAUCCUCAAGCCCAUCGAGGCGAGUGCGGCGGCCAAGGCGCGCAAGGUGCAGUACCUCCUCGCCGCCGCCACCGUUAAACCGCCGAUGGACGAGGUUUUCUCAAGCGGCUUCAAGGAUCUCAAAUGGGUCUCUGGCGCAACGGUGCACCAAACGCCGACCGCGAUCACAGAAGAGUUUAUUCGCGUGCCGGGCUCGGAUGGCAAGCACGCGGCGCUGCGCGAGUCGCUAUCGUACCUCCAGGACGGCAAGACGAUUGUGUUUUGCAACUCGACCUCCAGCUGCCGGUCCACUGAGCACAUGCUCCACGAGCACGGGUACAAGUCGACGUCGCUUCACGGCGACAUCCCGCCGGUGGUGCGCAAGAAGAACUUUGAGUCGUUCCAGGCCGACGCUUCGAUCCUCGUGUGCACCGACCUGGCAGCGCGCGGCCUCGACCUCACGGCUGUCGACCACGUCAUUAAUUUCGACUUUCCGAAAUCGUCGGUCGACUACCUCCACCGCGCCGGGUACGAUGCGAAGCUGUGCAUGGCGCGGGAUGUCACGUCGCUCAUUACCAAGCACGACGCGGCCGCGGCGCGCUUGCUUGCGGACGCCAAGGGCCGUCGCAAGCCCAUCGCCGACAUGUCCACAGACGGCACGAUCAAGCUGCCCAAGUACAAGGCGCCGAGCGACGCGACGGCUUCGGCCAAGCCGGUGACCAAGCGUCCGCUGCACCCGCGCUUCAAAGGCACGCGGAAGCUCAAGGCCCACAAGAUUCGAACGUGGCGCAAAUAA